Messenger RNA from Danio rerio (zebrafish), 2448 nucleotides. Lineage: Eukaryota; Metazoa; Chordata; Actinopteri; Cypriniformes; Danionidae. The record is from RefSeq and is a predicted model, not a curated record.
AGCAUCAGCAUCUCCAGUGUUUGGAGCGGGAGAAAAUGGAGCCUGAUUGAAUGUGAGAGCAGGCGGAAGAAAAGCAGAAGCGACGGAGGGAGGGCAGUGAGCAGCACAACUCCGCUGCUGCAGUAGCAGGGCAUCAAUUUUGUAUAAUCGUCGAGUGCAGCAGCAGCGCGUUCGCUCGCCAGCAUCAGAGCUCAGGCUUCCCUGUCUGUGCCAUUGCCUCUGCACCGCGGAGCAUGGAGAGCCGCUCGCGCCUCGCUUGGCCACCGAGUGAUGGAAGGCGAUCCGGGCGGGCUCUGUAGGCAUGUCCGCGUCCGAUUCUAGCGCUGCGCUGCUCAGCUGCAAGAGUUCAGCAGAUUCCUACACAAGUCGACCAUCGGAUUCCGACCUGUCCCUGGAGGAGGACAAGGAGGCGUCUCGGCGUGAGGCCGAGCGCCAGGCACUGCUCCAGCUCGAGAGGGCCAAGACCAAACCUGUGGCAUUUGCAGUAAGAACCAAUGUCAGCUACUGUGGGGCUCUCGAUGAAGACUGUCCGGUUCAGGGUGCUGCCAUCAACUUUGAAACCAAAGAUUUUCUACAUAUAAAGGAGAAGUAUAAUAAUGACUGGUGGAUCGGGAGGCUGGUGAAGGAGGGGGCAGAUAUUGCCUUCAUCCCCAGCCCUGUUAAACUGGAGGCCAUGCGGAUCAAGCAGGAACAGAAAGCAGCUCAGAGGAAAAUGGGCAAUGCGUCAUCUGGGGGCUGGAGAUCCACUCCUCCCUCUGCAGCCAAACAGAAGCAGAAGCAGACUGAACAUGUUCCUCCCUAUGAUGUGGUUCCAUCCAUGAGGCCUGUUGUUCUGGUUGGCCCCUCGUUAAAAGGAUAUGAGGUGACUGAUAUGAUGCAGAAAGCCUUGUUUGACUUCCUGAAACACAGGUUUGAUGGAAGGAUUUCUAUCACCCGGGUGACUGCAGAUCUGUCUCUGGCCAAAAGAUCUGUUCUGAACAAGAAAGCGAUCAUGGAGAGGUCUAACACACGCUCCAGUCUGGCGGAGGUGCAGAGUGAGAUUGAGAGAAUAUUUGAGCUGGCUAAGAGUUUGCAGUUGGUGGUCUUGGAUGCUGACACGAUCAACCAUCCCGCACAACUACUCAAGACUUCCCUCGCCCCCAUCAUCGUCUACGUCAAAGUGUCCUCUCCAAAGGUCCUUCAAAGACUCAUUAAGUCCAGAGGGAAAUCUCAAAGCAAACAUCUCAACGUCCAGAUGAUGGCAGGAGAUAAACUGGCACAGUGUCCACCGGAAAUGUUUGAUGUUAUACUGGAUGAGAAUCAGCUGGAGGAUGCGUGUGAGCACUUGGCUGAAUAUUUAGAUAUAUACUGGCGCGCCACUCAUCUGCCAGGCUCCGCCCCGCUGAACCCGCUGGUGGAGCAGAAUGUGGUCACACCUCCCUCUGCCAACUCCAGCCAACAGUUCUCAGAGACGCAGGAGCUUAUUGAAUGAGCACGACCACAAGUAAUGAGUUGACAAAGAACAUUCCAGUAAAACAAGCCCCAGAAUAAUCCUUGAAGUCCAGCCACUCACUGCCCUAGAACCGUCCGGGGCGCUCAGAGGAGGAGCGAGGGCCAGCGGAGCAGCGGAUCGACAAACCCCAGCCUCCCUGCCCUGCACAAACACGUGUGUCGUCCUUUACACCUCAGGACCACCUUGCUGCAGGCCUUCAGCCAACACAAACACAAACACACACACUCAACUGGUCUGAAUGUCCCUGCUGAGACCCACUCUGAGAUCAUCAGGGGUUUCUCAGGGGGUCCUCAGUGGUGCCGUCAGUCUGCCUGCUUCUGCCAGCCUGACUCAUAUCUCUGGGGUGAGGCUGGCACUGGCAUCAGAUCAUCUAUAUAACCUGCUCUCUUAAAAAAGGGCCACUCACAUCCUCUAACACAACUGCCAGUCUCCACCACCUGCAUCGCUUUUGCUUUGAUUUGAAGCUGUAUUAGUAAAUCAGAGUAUACUUUGUAUGUUGGAGUAUGCACAGUUGAAUACACAAGCUUUCAAAAUCAACGUCAUUUGAUACCCUUACGAAAAUUAACCAUGGUUUUAUUAUAGUAAAAGUAAACUGUAUUUAAUUAAAAACUAAUUCAUUUGAAAUUGUAUAAUGAAAGUAAACCGUUUGAAACUGUAGUUGUGUGAACAAGUCAAAGAUUUACAUUGAAAAAUAAAAGAUUCACUGAAUUGGUAUCACUUUAUUUUGACUGUCCCUUUAACACAUUUUGUUGAUUAUAAGUUACAUUGAAACUAUAUGGCAACUGAUUCUCAUUAGAGUUUUAGGAGACUGCAAAGUAGUUGCAAAGUUUCUUAUAGUCAGUUGAAUGUCUGCUGGUGGAUAAGUGUCAGCAGAUAUUAGGCAAACACUCUAUUAAUACUCUAAUGAGAAUUAGUUAUCAUGUAGAUGCAAUGUAACCAAUAGUCAACAAAAUGUG